This is a messenger RNA of Sinocyclocheilus grahami, 2784 nucleotides long. RefSeq names its product ras-associating and dilute domain-containing protein-like. Bases 1 to 2784 code for a protein of 927 amino acids. NCBI's taxonomy places the organism in Eukaryota, Metazoa, Chordata, Actinopteri, Cypriniformes, Cyprinidae. Gene Ontology annotation, biological process: angiogenesis; negative regulation of Rho protein signal transduction; regulation of GTPase activity. Gene Ontology annotation, cellular component: cell-cell junction. The transcript has 12 exons. Gene Ontology annotation, molecular function: GTPase binding. The record is from RefSeq and is a predicted model, not a curated record.
AUGAUCUCGGAGGAAAGAAGCAGUCUCGUCUCUAAACAAGCUCUGGGCUUUCCUGUGGGCUUCUUGAUCCGCUCGCCCAAGAGACGCCUGGCAGUGCUGGGCAGAAAGAGCAGCAGUGGAUCUCUGCAGUACUGCUUGGAAAAGGAAGACUCCAGUGCGUAUGUGCUCUGUGAUGUGAUUGGCCAAACUGGAUUGGACCAUGAAUGGAAGACCGAGUGCUGUCGGGUUGUCGGUGACCACGAGAAGCCCCUCAUGUUGCAGUCGCUCUGGAAACCCAAGGAUGGAUUCUCCAGGCGUUUCGAGAUCCAGAAAAGAGCAAACGUGGAGGCGCAAAGUGCCAAGAAUACAGAUACCAUCACUGCAGGCCUCAAUGCCCAAGCCCGAAAGCUGCAGCAUGCUCGUGCGCGGGUCACCUCUCUGUUUGUGGAUGGGACGAAUGAGGGGCUGGAUGCUCUGGGUAUCUGGAGGAGCUUGAGCGACAUGGACAUCUCCACUAUGGGAAAAGAAGCCAGUGAGACCCAUAAUGCACCUCUACAGGAGGAUCCAGAGGCAGAGGCUGAUAAAGAGGCUCACCUCCUCAACGCAGAGAAAGAGGAGACGGAAAGCAGCGAUGACAACAACACGCAGUACUCCAUCCACCUGCCCUUUGAUUUCCCAUAUUUCCUUCUGCUGCAAGGAUACAACCACAGACAGGACUUUCUGAUCUAUCUGAUGAGUGGGAACAGUUGUAUAUUUGGCUCCUCCAUUGAAUCCUCCACUGGUCACAAUGAAGAGACCCUAAAAGUGGACGUCCUACUCUUUGCCCCUGACAUCCUACCUCAGCACUGCUGCGUACAGCGUCUAGACACCACCAGUGACCAAACCACGGGAAGUAGCAAGAUGAAAACCAUGCUCAGACCCCUCCACAGCGCACUUGUUAUGCACAACGGCGUCCCCCUUGAUGACGAGGUUGAGUUGUGUCCAGGGGACCUGGUGGGGCUCGGGCAGCACUAUCUCUUUAUGUUCAAGGACCCUACGACCUCAGGAGCCUUCCAGACCCCAUCCUGGAUGGCCACUCUGUGUCCUCCAGCCACAGCAUCACCCUGUAAACUGUGUGGAACAUCCGUCAGGAGGAGGAGGACUCAAAAAAUGGCCGCCCGCUGGAGGGACUUGGAGGGCAAGGUGCUCUCGUUGUCCUAUCAGGUGCAGCAUGAAGAUCAAGUCUUGGAGAAGAUUCUCAGUAGGGUGGACCCAGGAGGGGAAGAACCCAAGCUUACUCCAGCCUUUCUGCUGUGUUUGUGCAUUCAGCACUCCGCCACCAACUUUGAGUUGGUUGACCUCCGGAAAUUGCUGCUCUCCAUUGCUAAUCAAGUCCAGCUCACCAUGUGGGAAAGAACAAAAGAACUCGCAGCUCUGCAGCCAGACAUAAGCACUGGUGAUACGUCAGCAGAGCAGCAUGUGUUGAACAUCAAGGAUCUGAUCCCAGGCCUACAGCCGCUGGUGCUGUGGAUGUCCAACUCCAUUGAGCUGCUGCACUUCAUCCAACAUGAGGUCCCCCUGCUCUUAACAUGGAGACAGCAGGACAGACAGGAAAUGGACAAAGAAUCAAUGGAUUGUCAGAUCCAGUCCACACGUGCUGCCAGUGAGGAGGCCAUGACAGUCCUAGAGGAAGUCAUCAUGUUCACCUUCCAGCAGUGUGUCUACUAUCUCACUAAAAGUAUGUAUGCCAUGUUACCGGGGCUGCUGGAUAGUAACCCUUUCUCUGAGAGCAGUCAGCUGUGCAUGCCUGCGGGGGUCAUUCAAAUCCUGGACGUCCUGAAGGAGGCACUGCACCUGCUCAACACUUUCCAGGUGCACAGCGAGAUCACAUCUCAACUGCUGACCUACCUGUUCUUCUUCACCAACGCCUCGCUCUUCAACAGGCUCAUGGAGAGAGGGUCUGGAGGUGGCUUCUACCAGUGGUCUAGAGGAGUGCAGAUCCGGGCCAACCUGGAUUUGCUGAUGGACUGGAUUCAGAGCAUUGGCACGGGAGAUUUGGCUGCUGACUUCUUUCAGAGACUCUCUUCAGCUGUCAACCUGCUCGCAACUCCCAAGGAGACCCUACUGCAGGCAUCAUGGUGCACUCUGAGAGCUGAGUUUGUUCAUCUGAACCCUGCACAGCUGCAUCACAUGCUGAGAGAGUACAACACGGCUCGGAUGUGCCCUCCGUGCUGGACGCCAUCUCCAGAGGAUGCAGCAGCUGCCCUCAAUACCUCUAAUAUCCUGGAAAGGUUCGACAACCAUCCUCCUCUAAUCCUGCCCAGCAGCAUUUUUAAUCUGGAGCUGGGAAAUCCCAUCACAGAGCCAGGGCUGUUCACUCCUCUCCGGCAUCUGCAGGAGUUUAUCCAGUCUCUCCCAGACAGCCAGACACAGUCUGACCAUCAGCCCUCACAGGGCUCCUGCAGUAACUUGACUGAAGAGACAGCAUCUGAACCAAUCACCUGCCAGGACUCAGAGGAGAAGAAUCAGCACCAUGUCAGCUUGACACCUCCUCAGUUCCGGGGGUCUCACAGUAACCUGAGCUCGUGUGAGGCCGUCCUGACCCAGAAACUCAAGAGCCUGGAGCUCCAAAACAGCCUGCCGGGGAAUACAGACCUGGGCUACCACAAGAGUCUGGCCCUCGACCCCUCCUGCCUGCUGACUCCUCCCAACACCCCUCAGAGUCUUGAGCAAGCCGAGCUUGAAGCCAGCCUGCUGGAGGGGGCAGUGCAGCAGACGGCACGCCAGCACAGGAAAGGUAAAAUCACUGCACUAUGCAGAUGCUAA